Odontomachus brunneus is the source of this 3773-nucleotide messenger RNA. RefSeq names its product mucolipin-3-like. The coding region runs from base 36 to 1940 and encodes 634 amino acids. Gene Ontology annotation, cellular component: lysosomal membrane; plasma membrane. The transcript is spliced from 3 exons. Gene Ontology annotation, molecular function: NAADP-sensitive calcium-release channel activity. Lineage: Eukaryota; Metazoa; Arthropoda; Insecta; Hymenoptera; Formicidae. The record is from RefSeq and is a predicted model, not a curated record.
ACUUCGUCGUAUUGGAUACAUCGAAGUCCCGCAGAAUGCAAACACACAAAAGGGUGCAACGCGAGGACUCCACGGGGAACAUCCUGCGCAAUCGUUCUUGGAGUCACGGUCUCGACGACGAGAAUGAGGUCGCCAGCGAGAACGUAUUGCUGAACGAAGCCAACGAGCCAAGGUUCGCGCGUGAACAAAUGCAGAAUUCUAUUUCGACGGAAUGCAACUCUUGCCCGGUCGUGACGUUCGCGGAGGAGAAGAUGCGUCGCAAACUACGAUUUUUCUUUAUGAAUCCGAUCGAGAAGUGGCAGGCGAAGCGACGUUUCCCCUACAAAUUUAUUAUUCAGCUCAUCAAGAUCUUCCUUGUGACCGCACAACUCUGUUUGUUCGCGCACAAUAAUUAUAUGCACGUAAACUAUACAUGGGACAACCGAAUCACGUUCUCUCAUCUGUUUUUGAUGGGAUGGGACUCUGCUCAAGAGGUGCCCGCGUAUCCACCAGCGACAGGACCAUUGGCCGUUUACAAACGCAGCAGUUUCUACGAUGCUAUCGAUUACGCUCUGCAAGGUUACUACAAUAUUGACGACGCCAUCGGUUCAUACUCCUACAUCGCCGAAAAUAAUUCGGUUGGACCCUUAACUUUGUGUCUCUAUCAAUACAAAGAAGGCAUUAUAUUCGGCUUUAACGAGAGCUACGUGUUCGAUAACGAGGUAGUGGAAACGUGCAUGAACAUCACUCUGGAAGCUUUCGACACGUUCAAUUCGUCGCAAAAUCUACUGCAGGACAAAAAUAUUAAUGUCAAUUUCUCUGCGCUGGUACGUGCUCAACUCAAGUUUAGUCUAAAGACGGUAAACCUGAAAGCAGCGGGACCGAUGACGCCGCCUGAUUGCUAUCGUUUCAAUAUUCGAAUUAAUUUCGACAAUCGUGAUUUCGACGGACAAAUGUUACUCUCGUUGGACGCCGAGCCGAGGAAAUUGCAGUGCAAAGGUGACACCCGUUAUAUCACGGACAAUCGCAUCGAGUCAGCACUGAGGACUCUGCUGAAUUUGCUCGUCAUAUUGAUCUGCUCAAUCUCCUUCGUUCUGUGUUCACGUGCGAUUUAUAGAGCGCAAAUGUUGAAAUUCGAUACAAUGAACUUUUUUAAAAAUACAUAUGGCAAAAUGUUGAGUCUCGAAGGUCAAUUGGAGUUCCUGAACUUCUGGUACAUCAUGAUUAUCAUCAAUGAUCUACUAAUCAUCAUUGGUUCCAUCAUAAAAGAGAGAAUUGAACGCCAGCAUUCGAGCAGCGACCACUGGAGCAUAUGCAGCAUAUUUCUCGGUACUGGCAAUCUGUUGAUGUGGUUCGGCGUGUUGCGUUACCUUGGUUUCUUCAAGACGUACAACGUCGUGAUCUUGACUUUGAAGAAAGCAACGCCGAAAGUAGCGAGGUUUCUGAUAUGCGCGAUCCUCAUCUACGCCGGCUUCACGUUCUGCGGCUGGUUGGUACUCGGCCCGUACAACAUGAAGUUCCGCUCUCUCGCGACCACAUCCGAGUGCUUGUUCGCGUUGAUCAACGGCGACGACAUGUUCGCCACAUUCUCCAUCACGUCUUCCAAGUCACCGGUGCUGUGGUGGUAUUCUAGGAUUUAUUUAUAUACAUUCAUCUCGCUUUACAUUUACGUCGUAUUAAGUUUAUUCAUUUCUGUGAUAAUGGAUGCCUACGAUACCAUUAAGAUCUAUUAUCGCGACGGUUUCCCGAAGAACGACUUACAGACAUUUAUAGCACCGUGCACAGAUGAGGCAUCGAGCGGUCUCUUCAUGGACGAGUCAGAGAAGAGCAAUCUAACGGACAUACUUGAUCGGUUUUGUUGUUGUCGAAAAAGGCCCUUUUACGAAUCUUUCUCGGAAUCGUCCACCGCAGACUGCUCGACUAAGUGCGAGCAAGUCUCUGGAGGAGCCAUCUGCGUAUAGUGCGUUAAUUGAGAGUACUUGGAAGUCUUACGGCGCGACUACAAAUACUCAAUAAUUUGAUUGUGUCAACAUCUUUAAUCUAGAACGAUCCUGGUUAACGAGUCUACAUGUCGCAGUACAGAUAAGAUGUAACAGAAGAGACUAAUGCUGUAAUUCUAAACAGAAUCGUAAGUCUCGCAACUUGUUCUCGUAAAAUACGUACGAACUUAUGAGUAGAUUUACAAUUUUAUGCAAUAUUAUAUGUUGUACAAUUAAUCGUAAAUAUCUACGAUUUCAUGUAAUUUACGAUAUUUACAAGUGAUUAUAUGACAUAUGAUAUUGCACACAAUUGUAAAUCUACUUAUAAAUUCUUACGAAUUUUACGAGAAUAAGUUACGAGACUUUCGAUUCUGCUUAAAAUUGAAAUAUAAAUAAUAUCUUCACAAUGUGAGUAGACGAACGUAUAUUUUUUAUUUUUUAAUGUAACUUACAUAUGUUAUAAUUGUGCUGAUAUAACGAAAAUAAUAGUAAAAUAGCAUAUAAAUAAUUAUUUUACCAAAGUUAGCACUUUGUUCAAAAAUACGACGAUUAGUUUCUUCAACGUGAGAAGGAUUGAAUAAAAGUAGGAUCAAUUUUUUUAACAUCGAUGUAGAUGCGAUUUUACAUUAAAGUAUCUUUAUACGGAAGACGAAAGAGAUUCUGUAACCAUGGUUAGUUCUUAUUGGUGUUGAUAUAGCCAAAAUAUACAACCAGACGGCUUGCCAUAUGUUUCUGUUACUGCCACCGCAUAAAUUUCGUUCUGUAAUAUUUUAAAAAAGCAUCUAUUUAUAACAUAUCGACAGAAAAUCUUCUUUUAACUUUUAAUACUUAUAAAAUAAUUGUUUUAACGUUGCGUCACGCGUAAAAACUUUUAUUUGAUAAUAUUUAAUUGAAAUUACCAGAAUAAUUUCUUAUAUCCGCGUGCAAUAUUGCACGCGACAUGCACUUUUAUUGUACUUUAUGAUGCUUUGUUCUUUUUAGCUGCACUGCUGAAUUAGUGCAAUAAGUUAGAGUGAGAGAAAGUAUUGGUCUGUUCUUUUCAGCUACACUGCUGAACUAGUGCAAUAAGUUAAAGUGAGACAAGUAUAUUUUUUCUCAUUCUAACUUAUUGCACCAGUUCAGCAGUGCAGCUGAAAAGAACAGACCAAUAUUUGUUUCACUUUAACUUAUUGCACUAGUUCAGCAAUGCAGUUAAAAAGAACAGAUCAUAAGUUAGUGCUGACACUGAAAAACUGAUGAAUUCGCAUAAUAAUAGUACAUUAUUAUUAAGGUAUGUAAUUUCAAAAAAUAUAUUCUUGAAAAAAAUAAAUGACAGGAACUUUUCAUAGUUGUAGCUCAAUUGUUACACAAUCGUUGUAGUGUUACAUACCAAAGUUAUCGUAAAGAAGAUCAUACUACGUAUUUAAAUAUACAGCGAUAUAACUAUUUAUUUACAACAAUUUAAGUAAAGUACAUAAAAUCUGAUCAAGUUAUAGCAGCUCUGCAUUUAGUUAGACAACUAUGUAUAAAGUUAUUCGAUAUAAAAUUGAUCUUAUAGUAGAAAAAUAAACAAACAUGCAGGAUUAAUUAUAUAUAACCCAGAAUUAAAAUGUAAAUUAAAUAGUCGGUUUAUAACCAUAGUUAUAUCCUGAUGCAUAUGUGUAUUAUAUUAAAAAUCAUGGUUAUUGUGUCAAGCAAAUUCUAUUUGCGUCUGUAUGUAAAUUAUAUAAAUAUUUGUAAUUCAUAUAGAACAUGCUCGCACAAGAAACUAUCCAAAGAAAAAUAUUUAUAUAUUUACAUUGAAAAGUACAAUAAAUGUCUGACUUUUCUAAUGAA